AAAGUCGUACAGAAAACGCUAAAUGUACGAUAUAGAUUUGUCAUGAAGUAGAAGUUGGUGGCCUGUUUUUCUAUUUUGUACACUAUAAUAAUCAACACUAAUCAUCCCCAAAACAAAUUAAAAAAAUAAAUGCAAGUUUAGUUUAUUUUAUUGAUUUCGUAUAUUAUAAUUUUAGCGGUUCAGUUUCCGCCAUUUGUUCACAAUAUAUUACUAAUAUUCUGUGCUUAUCGCGUAGCACUUUGCGUUUGCAGGUUUAUUUUUCUCAUUUCUUCCUUCUUUUUUGAUUUUGAUCAGUAAUAUUCAGUAUCGAAGAACGAAAAAUUGCCGUGGAAAAAAAAAAUCAUGUCGUCGAACAUAAUUCACGACGCCGAUGGAUCGCCUUCGCGAAUCGUAUUGAAGGAACAUACUGGAUCAACUGCUGAGGUGCUUUUUCAAGGUGGCCAGGUUGUUUCCUGGAAGAAUGAACGAAGAGAAGAACUGCUGUUCAGGAGUAAUAAGACCCUGUGGAAACCUCCAAAAGCAAUCAGAGGGGGAAUUCCUAUCAGCUUCCCACAGUUUGGAACUUUUGGUUCUUUAGAGCGACAUGGUUUUGCAAGAAACAGAGUGUGGUCAUUGGACAGUUCUCCUUCUCCUCUACCUGCAGCAAACAGUCAGUCAACUGUCGAUCUCAUCUUGAAAUCCACAGAAGAGGAUCUGAAGAUUUGGCCGCAUAGGUUUGAGCUGCGGCUACGUAUUUCUCUCAGUGCUGGCAAGCUGACUUUGAUCCCUCGUGUGAGGAAUAUAGAUAACAAGCCAUUCUCAUUCACGUUCUCUUUGCGUAAUUAUUUGUCUGUUUCUGAUAUCAGUGAAGUGCGGGUUGAGGGCUUGGAGACACUUGACUACUUCGAUAAUUUGCAGCAGGGAGAAAGGUACACAGAGCAGGCAGAUGCAAUUACAUUUGAUAGUGAGACUGAUAGGGUAUAUCUGAGCACACCAACAAAAACAGCCAUAAUAGACCACGAGAAAAAGAGAACUUAUGUCCUUCUGAAAGAAGGGAUGGCAGAUGCUGUUGUUUGGAAUCCUUGGGACAAAAAGGCCAAGUCUCUUCCAGAUUUAGGUGAUGAAGAUUACAAGAAAAUGCUCUGUGUGGAUUCUGCUGCUGUUGAAACUCCGAUUAUCUUAAAACCCUCUGAGGAGUGGAAGGGGCGGCAAGAGCUCUCUACGGUAUCUUCAAGUUAUUGCAGUGGGCAAUUGGACCCUAGGAGAGUUAUUUAUGGUCCAUGAUGUGAUUAAUGUCUACGAGUUUAUUUUUGUAUACUAUAUGCACCUUUAGCUGUUUCGCGAACACAUUUUCAUGUUUAGUUUGUCAGGUUCUGAAGUUUUGAAUUUUAACAUUAGUGGAUCUAUUAUAUAAGCAUAUAUAAUUGCAGUUGCAAAUUGAUCGCUGAA
Capsicum annuum is the source of this 1428-nucleotide messenger RNA. Its product is annotated as putative glucose-6-phosphate 1-epimerase. NCBI's taxonomy places the organism in Eukaryota, Viridiplantae, Streptophyta, Magnoliopsida, Solanales, Solanaceae. The record is from RefSeq and is a predicted model, not a curated record. The coding region runs from base 343 to 1263 and encodes 306 amino acids. The transcript is spliced from 9 exons. Gene Ontology annotation, molecular function: carbohydrate binding; isomerase activity. Gene Ontology annotation, biological process: carbohydrate metabolic process.